GCUCUGAUCAUGCCAGAGAGCUGGAAGGACAAGCUUAAGUCUCAACUUGAGAAGGACUACUACAAGUCCUUGAACUCCUUCUACUGCCAGGAGUUGAAAUCAGGGCACACAAUUUAUCCGCCGACGAACCAAAUUUUCACUGCGUUCUAUCACUGUCCCUUCGACAAAGUUUCAGUUGUGAUUGUCGGUCAAGACCCGUAUCAUGGUCCCAAGCAAGCGCAUGGAAUGGCUUUUUCAGUUCAGAAAGGUGUUCCCCCUCCCCCGAGCUUGCAGAACAUGUUCAAAGAGCUGACUGAGGAUCCAAAACUGGAAUUCAAAAGACCAAAUCAUGGGUGCCUGACACGGUGGGCUGAUCAGGGGGUCUUGCUAUUGAACACAUGCUUGACUGUUCGUUCUGGACAAGCGAACUCGCACCAAGGGAGGGGUUGGGAAAAGUUCACGGAUGCUGUCAUUUCGGAGUUGAACAAGAACCACAAGGGACUGGUAUUCUUGCUCUGGGGCAAGCCAGCAGAAAAGAAAUGCCAGUCUGUUGACCAGAAGAAGCAUUUUGUGCUCAAAACGACUCACCCUUCCCCUUUAUCUGCGCACAGAGGAUUCCUUGGAUGCAGGCACUUUUCCCAAUGCAACGAUCUGCUCGCCAAGAUGGGAAAGCCAACGAUUGACUGGCAGAUCUAAGGGAGGCUGUUACACACAAAUAGUUGAUUGCAAAUGCAAACUGCUAUGUUGCAGAGCUUGCUAUGACAAC
This is a messenger RNA of Guillardia theta CCMP2712, 745 nucleotides long. RefSeq lists its product as hypothetical. Gene Ontology annotation, cellular component: mitochondrion; nucleus. Gene Ontology annotation, biological process: base-excision repair, AP site formation via deaminated base removal; base-excision repair. Lineage: Eukaryota; Cryptophyceae; Pyrenomonadales; Geminigeraceae. The record is from RefSeq and is a predicted model, not a curated record. The coding region runs from base 10 to 675 and encodes 221 amino acids. Gene Ontology annotation, molecular function: uracil DNA N-glycosylase activity. The transcript is spliced from 4 exons.